AUGGACGCAGCUAUGCUUAGCCAUCAAGGCAUCGUAUUCCUCUUGAAUGAAUCGAUUGAAGUGAAAGAAGACAGUGUAUUUAUUGAAUGGGCCGAGGAAGCAUUGUACAGGGCAACACUACUUGCUAUGCAACACGAUUCAGAUCACAAACUGACACUUGAUUUCGUACGAGCAUAUCAAAAAGUAACAAUGGCACAACCAUUCUCUUGGAGAAUCUAUAAAAGAAUGGUGAUAGCAAAAUACUCUGCUCAAUACAUUUCCUAUCUCUAUUCCGAAGACGAAUAUACCCCGCCCACUGAUGUCCAAGGAGCUACAAACCAGCAAGCAUUCGCGACGGAAAUUAUGCGCACACACACGCUUUACGAACAAAUGUUGUUUUCAAUGGUCCAGUUUCCCAAGAUUGGCCAAGGAAACUCGUUAGUUCUCAGCUUUGUGGAGCAACUUGCCAAGGAUGUGGAUCUCUGCGGAGCGACUCCAAGCCAGUUGAGAGGAUUUAUAGAGGUCCUUAAUCGUGCAACGCAACGAACAUUCAAUUCGCCGGGUACCGUGCGUCACUUGUUCCUUACGCUGAAUCGACUUGGUGAUUUUGAAGAGGCCAAGCAUGCCUUAAAAACGUAUAUCUAUUUAAUAGGACUGAGCUCACAAGCAUGGGAGGAGGCAUGUCAAACAGGCGAGGCACUGAUCGUGGACAAAUCCGGAAAAUGUAUACCUACACCGCCAGUGGAAGACGGCUUGAUUGAUAAUCUCGUACGAGAUAGCGUGUCGCAUGACGGAAAGAGCUCUAUCACUGCUAACCACACAACCGAAAACGAACCAUUGGACAAGAUUCUUGAAGUAUUUUUGACAGCUAUCCGAACACAAUGUAUAUAUCUUUGCGAUGGCGCGCAAGCUCUCAUUCUUGCUGAGUUGGCAAAAAAGAAACUUGAGCACGUACCAGAAUCAGAAGAACCGGGUGGUUGGAGACGUCUGGCUGCUCAGGUUCAUAGAGCGGUUGGUUCAGCGUAUAGCCUUUUAGCUCGACAAACGCAAGACGCAACUCUCCGCUCCUCGUAUUAUGAAAAGGCUCUGGAAUCCUUGUACGAAUCGGCCGAUCUGGAUCCCGAAGCAUGGGAAACAUUCUAUCAACUUGCCCUGCAACAUGCCGAGAUGCACGGUAUCCAGCAAGCCGUUCAGACCAUUGCGAAAUCCUUACAACUCAAUCCAGAGCACCUUUUGUCGUGGCAUCUGCUGACGUUGGCCUGUUCAUGCUCAGUACAAGACGAUCUUCCUCGAGCCCUGAAAACGUGCGAUAUUGGCCUACAAGAAUCGGAAGAGGCAGAAACAUCAGACCAGGCAGAGCAGCGGAUAGCUUUGCAAAUUACUCGAUCACUCCUUAUGGGUGCAAUUGACGGUCCAGAAAAAGCAUUAGAGGCUCAAGAAGAGCUUUUUGCGGCGUAUGGAAAAGUUUCUGCCCUUGAGCCGAGCACAAGCAGUGGAGAAAGUGUGUUUCAAGAACAGCGAACUGGAUUAUAUAAGAAUAACGGAAUCGUAAUAUCGGGAUCAUUGGGCAACAUGAGCGAGACACAAUUAUCGGAGCGACGGCGUCGAGGACUCAGCGUCAGUAGCAACAGUGUUUCCGGACGUGCUCAAGUGGAUGAAAAGCAUAUAUCUGCUUCUAGGUCCCAUGAUGAUAUGCGCAGUACUAGUAACGGACGACUCAAAGCAAGCAUCUCAUCCAGUAGUAGGACGCGAUCUGCAUCGACUUUCAACGGCAAACCAGAAGCAAAACCAUCUCCAUUUUUGACUGUCCCAAAUCCGAACGACGACAACGCUGACGCAGCCAGUAUCAAGACUGUUUCGACUACACAAUCAUCAAAGCAUCACCACCAUCAUCACCAUGGCCUACAUAUAUUCAGUUCUCGUAGCGCUACUCGUCGAUCCAAGCGUGAUUUAACAACCAAUGAUCAAAGCAAGUCAUCUAUCUCCCCUGCUGCUAAUGAUGGUUCCCAAGAAAACGGAUCCUUUACUACAGAUACCUCCAUGCGAAGUAAUUCAUUAAGCAGUAUCCGUACACUCACAUCACCCCGAAUCCCUCUGUUGGCACGAUUGCGGCAACAACAAGCGGCACGAAUCCUAUCAGAUCUCUGGCUCCUUUCCGCCUCAUCUUUUCUCAAACUGGGCAAAAUGGAAGAAGCGCUCAAAGCUAUCGAAGAAGCCGAGAACGCAGAUUGGACGUCAAACCCACGCGUAUGGUGCAUGUAUGGUCAAUACAUGUUGGCGAAUGGCGAUAUGGAACAAGCCAUUGACGCCUUCGAGAAGAGUAUAGUGACAGAUGGAAACGAUGUCGAUUCCCAUGUAUGGACAGCGCGUGUACAUAUCGAGAGUGGGGAUCUCGAUGUAGCAGAAGGCAUUUUAGACUCUGUGACCAAGGGAUCCGGCUGGGAUUGCGCUGAAGCAUGGUUCUAUCUUGGUCGUAUCUAUCAAAGAACAUCACGCGCGGAUCGAGGCAAGGAGUGUAUGAUGUAUGCACUGGAGCUUGAAAGCACUCGCCCCAUACAGCCAUUUUCCGUUUUGCCAUGCUAUGUUUGA
Messenger RNA from Zychaea mexicana, 2568 nucleotides. RefSeq lists its product as uncharacterized. Gene Ontology annotation, molecular function: protein binding. The transcript is spliced from 7 exons. Bases 1 to 2568 code for a protein of 855 amino acids. Lineage: Eukaryota; Fungi; Mucoromycota; Mucoromycetes; Mucorales; Lichtheimiaceae. The record is from RefSeq and is a predicted model, not a curated record.